Molecule: messenger RNA, 946 nt
Organism: Drosophila teissieri
Lineage: Eukaryota; Metazoa; Arthropoda; Insecta; Diptera; Drosophilidae
Product: retinol dehydrogenase 13
Source: RefSeq, a predicted model, not a curated record
AAAAUACAUGCAGGGCGGUCAGUUCACCAAGCAGACUGAUGAAACGGGCAAGGUAUUCAUUGUCCGCGCCAACACGGGCAUUGGUAAAGAGACGGUCCUGGAGAUUGCCAAGCGUGGAGGCACCGUGUACAUGGCUUGCAGGGAUAUACCGCGGUGUGAGAAGGCGCGCCUAGAUAUUGUCAAGGAGACAAAUAACCAGAACAUAUUCUCUCGGGAACUGGACUUGAGUUCGCUGGAGUCCAUUCGGAAAUUCGCUACUGAAUUCAAGAAAGAGCAGGAUAAGCUCCAUGUCCUAGUCAACAAUGCAGGAGUUAUGCACUGUCCCAAAACACUGACGAAGGACGGCUUCGAACUGCAGUUGGGAGUCAACCAUAUGGGACACUUCCUGCUCACCCACUUACUUCUGGACGUAUUAAAGAAAUCCGGACCCAGUAGAAUCGUGAACGUCUCAAGCCUGGCGCACAGCCAUGGUUCCAUCAACACUUGUGACCUAAACAGUGAAAAAUCGUACAGCAGAAUCGGUGCCUAUAGUCAGAGCAAACUGGCCAACGUCCUGUUCACCCGGGAAUUGGCCAAGCGCCUGGAGGGAACUGGGGUCACAACCAACUCCCUACAUCCCGGAGCCGUGGAUACGGAGCUGUUGAGAAAUUGGAAAUUCCUGGAACAUCCCCUUGCUCAGCUAUUGAUUAGGCCCCUCCAAUGGGUCCUCUUCAAAACCCCUCGCAACGGAGCACAGACCACUCUUUACGCAGCCCUGGAUCCUGCACUAAAAGAGGUUUCCGGACUCUACUUCAGCGACUGCAAGCCGAAGGACGUUUCUGCAGCUGCACAGGACGACAAGACUGGAAAGUUCCUCUGGGCGGAGAGCGAGAAGUGGACAGGCGUGAAUUUAGCCAAAGUGGAUUAAGCAACCCUUUGUACAUUACUCGCCAUUUCAUAAUUUAUU